This is a messenger RNA of Pogona vitticeps (central bearded dragon), 1255 nucleotides long. Lineage: Eukaryota; Metazoa; Chordata; Lepidosauria; Squamata; Agamidae. The record is from RefSeq and is a predicted model, not a curated record.
UGAUGUCCAGCGUGCAUGCACCUCCCUUACUCCGGGCUCCUCCCCUUCAGCCAAGGGCCCCCGGACUUUAUAUUUUGGAAUUGGCUAGCCAAGACGGAUAGUGCCCUUUCCCCCCCUGCUUUGCGAGUGGCACCAUUCUGUCGGGAGCUGAGUUCCUCUCGUGCGGACACGAUGUCUGGGAGCAAAGGCGUUGUGGUGCUCGCCUACAGCGGAGGUCUGGACACAUCCUGCAUCCUGGUUUGGCUGAAGGAACAAGGCUAUGAAGUCAUUGCUUACAUGGCGGACAUCGGCCAAGAGGAAAACUUCGAGGAAGCACGGAUUAAAGCCCUGUCUUUAGGAGCUAAAAAGGUUUACAUCGAAGACGUCCGGCGAGAGUUUGUGGAAGAAUUUAUCUGGCCGGCGGUGCAAGCCAACGCCAUCUACGAGGACCGCUACCUCCUCGGGACGUCCUUGGCGAGGCCAUGCAUCGCUCGGAAGCAGAUAGAAAUUGCUCAGGAAGCCGGCGCUCAGUACGUCUCCCAUGGAGCCACGGGGAAGGGUAACGACCAGGUUCGCUUUGAGCUCACCUACUAUGCGCUGUGUCCUCAGAUUAAGGUCAUCGCUCCUUGGAGGAUGGCUGAGUUUUACACUCGCUUCCAGGGUCGCAGCGACUUGAUGGAAUACGCAAAGAAACACGGGAUUCCAGUACCGGUGACCCCAUCAAACCCUUGGAGCAUGGAUGAGAACAUUAUGCAUAUUAGCUAUGAAGGUGGAAUCUUGGAGGACCCAAAGAACCAGGCACCCCCGGGUCUCUACACGAAAACAAGCGAUCCUGCUAUGAGCCCAAACACUCCUGAUGUCUUAGAGAUUGAAUUCAAGAAGGGUGUCCCCAUCGGGGUCCGAAAUGUGAUGGACGGGACCGGAAGCCACUCUGCCCUCGAGCUCUUCGUUUACCUGAACGAAAUCGCUGGAAAACAUGGUGUUGGGCGCAUCGAUAUUGUGGAGAACCGGUUUAUUGGGAUGAAGUCCAGAGGUAUCUACGAGACCCCAGCGGGGACCCUCCUCCGCCAGGCCCACUUAGACGUCGAGGCCUUCACCAUGGACCGCGAAGUCCGGAAAAUCAAGCAAGGGCUCGCCGGGAAAUUUGCCGAGUUGGUGUACAACGGUAGGUCUCGCAACGCAAGGUUGGCCACGUUAGAGAUUUCGAAAAGACCCUGAGAGAGUCAGGAAAACAAUUAUGUCCUUGUGCAAUUCAGUUUGCGCUCUGGAUUCAAAC